Molecule: messenger RNA, 411 nt
Organism: Arachis duranensis
Lineage: Eukaryota; Viridiplantae; Streptophyta; Magnoliopsida; Fabales; Fabaceae
Exons: 1
Coding region: 1-411 (136 amino acids)
Source: RefSeq, a predicted model, not a curated record
AUGGUUGCAUUGAAUUUGAUUGAGGAUAUGUUCAACAUGCAGGGCACAUGUAAGGUGUUCGUGCGUGCGGCGAGUUCAAAUGCUGUAUACAAGCAUGCGAUGAUGUCGUAUAAACCGUUAGUGCACUUUUUAGUUUACCUCGAUCGGCCUGAAAGGAGAUUCCUUGAUCACUGCGUGGAUGUAGGAAAUGUGGAUUCUAUACUCCGGCAAGGAUUCAUAGAGUAUUUCUGGUUAGGCCAUCGUGACAAAGGGAUGGAACUGCUUGCUAGGGUCUUAAUGGAGGGCAGCGUCGAAGCAGGUUACUUGUGUGCCACAUUGCUACUGUGUGAUCAUGAAGAUGAAGAAGAAGUACAACGGGGUGUUCAAAAUGGAGGUUAUCCAUAUUUCUGGGCAGCUCGAGAGCUGCAGUAA